Xyrauchen texanus (razorback sucker) is the source of this 1424-nucleotide messenger RNA. RefSeq names its product nuclear nucleic acid-binding protein C1D-like. NCBI's taxonomy places the organism in Eukaryota, Metazoa, Chordata, Actinopteri, Cypriniformes, Catostomidae. Gene Ontology annotation, biological process: maturation of 5.8S rRNA; regulation of gene expression. The transcript is spliced from 6 exons. Gene Ontology annotation, molecular function: RNA binding; DNA binding. The coding region runs from base 126 to 566 and encodes 146 amino acids. The record is from RefSeq and is a predicted model, not a curated record. Gene Ontology annotation, cellular component: exosome (RNase complex); nucleolus.
CAUCGGCGACGGUGCUGUGUUGUGUUUGAUUUCAGGGUUCCCACGGUCAUGGACUAUCUGGAAAUAUAAAGGAAUUGUACAUAAAUUGUGCUUGGAAAGUAAUACAACCUUAAAAUCUCUUUACAAUGGCCGAUGAAGUUUCAGCAGAGGAUUAUCCCACUGAAAUUGAGGAAAAUCUUAAUGAUUUCGAGUCCUCCGUGAGCUCAGUCCAGAAUGUGGUCCAAACCCUUGUGUCUGUCUCUAGAAGUGAUCGCCUGCUUAAGCUGGAUCAUCUUGAUCAAGCUAAAUUAGAUCUGAUGUCUGCAUAUGCCCUCAACUCAAUGUUCUGGAUGUAUUUGGUGACGCAAGGAGUCAAUCCGAAAGACCAUGGGAUUAAACAAGAAUUGGAGAGAAUCAGGACAUACAUGAACAAAGUGAAGGAGAUCACAGACAAAAGAAAAGCUGCACGUUUGGACAAAGGCGCUGCAUCGCGGUUUGUUCGGAAUGCACUGUGGGAUGCAGAGGAGAAGAAAAGAAUGGACACAACUGAACAUUCCCAUAGAGGAAAACACAAGAGAUUCACUUGAUUUGAGUUUUUAUUUUGCAUGCCUUGUCACAAAUGUUCUUGCACACUUUAGAUUAUACAAAACAAAUGUCAUGUCAUUGCACUGACAAACUGCACUGGAAGCUCAGUGUUAACCUUGUGAAUGCCCACGCUGCCAUGUUGCUCAUAUAGUACAUGUUCGAAGCAGUGUCAUUCUUUCAAAAGGUUGACCUAUUUCAAACUAAGGAAGACAGUUACACAUAAAUAUGUCUUUCCAGAUUUUUGUACAAUUUGCUUUAUUUUGAUUGUUUCCACUUGCAUUUAAAAAGCUGUUAUUUUUUACACUGGGCUUUUAUAAUAUGAUGUUAUAUGUGAACCAUCCAUAUUACCAGUUGCAUUAAAAUUGUAAAGCCAUUUGGAAGCAUACUUGACUUAAUUUGUUUCAGCAGUGUCUAGAUUCAGUAACUUGGCUGUACCUAGAAUGAAUGUUAUUCUUAACACAUUAUUCCCUUGUUUUCUGUUAUAAGGCUAUAAAAGGGACAGUAUUCCACUCUAUUUAAAGAAUAAUGAUGAUUUGACCAUGUCUUCUGGUAAAAAUGUUUUUUUUUUUUGGAUAAUAUCUGAUGCUGAGGGCUUCCCAUAGACUUGCAUAAGAAAAGGGUAAAAUCUUGUCUGAUACCGGUGUCCCAAAAUGCUAUGAAUACCUGGAUACUUCAACCUAAGUUUGGAAUAUUGGACACUUGAUGCACUUACAUUGCAUCCGGAAAGUAUUCACAGCGCUUCACUUUUUCCACAUUUUGUUAUGUUACAGCCUUAUUCCAAAAUUUAUUAAAUUCAUUAUUUUCCUCAAAAUUCUACAAACAAUACCCCAUAAUGACAACAUGAAAGAAGUUUGUCUGAA